AUGCCGAUCAAGCUCCUGCAGCACAAGUCGUGGCACGUCUACAGCCAGGAGAACAUUGCGCGCGUCAAGCGCGACGAGGCGCUCGCCGAGGCCAAGGAGGCCGACGACGACCAGCGCUCGCUGCUCGCCGACUCGGAGGCGCGGCUCGACCGCAUGCGCAGGAGCGUCGAGGGCAACAAGCGCAAGCGGGACCGGGACGACGAGGGCGAGAAGGCGCUUGACCGGCAGCUCAAGGGCAAGGGGCGCGAGGAGGACGGCGAGCGGGAGGAGGACGUCCGGGCGACCAUCGUGCGGCCGGCUGCGGCGCAGGACGGCAAGGGCGAGGGCAAGGGCAAGGACCGGCCCAUGACGACAAACGGGCACGUCAACUUCUGGGCUGAGCUCGAGGACGGCGGCCAACCGGGAUCCUCCAAGCUCGAGUCGCGCCUCAAGAAGGUCAUCGCCGCCGAGCCCGACGACUCGCUCACCAAGGUGUACCUCGCCAAGAAGGGCGAGCCCGAGCCCGUCGGGUGGUACGCCUCGCGCGACGGCAAGACGGAGCGCGAGCGCAAGGGGUCGAUCGAGACGACGCUCGAGCGAACGUACCGCGACACCGAGUCGAAGCGCUUCUCGGACCCGCUCGCCCUCAUGAACUCGUACCUCCAGCGCCGCGACGACGUCCUCUCGGGCAAGGUCCGCCCGACGCCCCGCUCCCGCUCAAGCAACGCCACGCACUGGGACGACACGCCCCGCUCGACCAUGUCGUCGGCCUCGUCGUCGACCCGCCUGAGCGCCGGCGCCGCCGCGUUCGAGCCCGUCCUCCCCACGCUCCUCCCGCGCAAGCACGAGCGCCGGCCCGCCCCCUCGUCCUCGUCCUCUCGCCCUCGCCGCUCGCCCUCGCCCACAUCUCGCCCCACAGCCGCCGCGGCCGCCCCUCUCGACCCCGCAGCAGAAGCGGCCUCGCGCGUCGCGUCCGAGCGGCAGCGCGCCGCGGCGCUCCUCGCCGCGCGCAGGAAGGCGGCGCUGUCGUCGGGGAGCACUACGGCGAGCAGCACGCCGGCGAGGAGCGAGGGAGGCGGCGAGGGCGGCGCCGGGUGGGGCGUGUACAACCGCGAGGCGGUCGAGCAGGCGAGGGCGGCGAGGAGUGGUGCGGGAGGGGGAGCGUGGGAGGAUCGGAGAGGAGCAAGAGGAGGAGGAGGAGGAGGGUGGGCGGAGAAGAGGGAGCGCAGGGACGAGCGCGAGCGGGAUCGGGUCGGGGGAGGAGGCGGGCAGCGGUGGGGGCGCGAGCGGCGGUGAGGCUGCCUGUCUCUGGGUCGCACGCAACGCUCGACACCUCAUCGUG
Molecule: messenger RNA, 1321 nt
Organism: Rhodotorula graminis WP1
Lineage: Eukaryota; Fungi; Basidiomycota; Microbotryomycetes; Sporidiobolales; Sporidiobolaceae
Exons: 3
Coding region: 1-1275 (424 amino acids)
Source: RefSeq, a predicted model, not a curated record